AUGGCUGUCUCUAUCACAUGUGGAGCACUCCUUGGUGCCGGAGCAUUAUACUUCACCUACUCAUACGUGUCUUCCCCCAGCCGCGAUCAGGAUGAGAUUGUUUUGGAACAACAACAUCCCUUGCUGAAAGAUCACUUGUCUACACGAUCAUAUACGACACAGCAUGCAACCUACAAUUCUAUCAGAACAUUCUAUCAUGCACAUGUACACGCAGAAAAACUCCAGGCAAUAGCAGACCUCCCAUUACUCGUCUUCAUCCACGGGCUAGGAGGUUCCUUGCCACAAUUUGCACCAUUGCUCGGCAGUUUAGUGAACAUCGCACCCUGCUUUGGUAUUGAAUUACCUGGCCAUGGCUCGUCGGACUUUUCACCAAAGAACUACAACGCUUACACCAUUGAAGCAUUUGCAGGGCUGUGGUCUGUUGCCAUUCAAGACAUUUGUAGAGAGCACGGGCAUCAAAAUGUUGUCAUUGUCGCACAUAGUAUGGGCUGCUCGAUUGCCGCCCUAUUAUCAACGGCAGAGCCUUCGCCCGUCACGGUAGCAGGAAUCAUUGGUAUCUGCCCAAAAGCCACCCCCCCCUCAAAAUCUGAAACGGUCCAUGCGCGAAGGCUUUUGUCUCUGCCAGAUGUAAUGCUCGAUCUGCUUCGCAUGGUUGACCGCAGGGGUGGCAUUAACUCCAGCAGUGUUAAGAGAAUGGCAGGGGAGGCUGCGGGUAUAGACCUAAGACGACUUCAGCUGGGCUACAACAAGAGUUUCAGGACGCCGGUCUGGAAACGCUCAACGAUAGGAUGCCUACCCCAGUACAGCCCUACAGGCGAAGCUGUAGGUGGCCUACCUGGAAAAGAAGUCUGGGCAAAGAUACGGGUCCCACUCUUCCUUAUUGCAGGAGAAGCAGAUACAGUCACCAAACCCAAGGAGGUAGACACAAUCAUGUCCUUUUUACAAAGUCGCAAUGUCGAGAGCAACGCAAAGCUACCGACUAAUGACGACACCAUUCCAGUUUCAGACGGACCACUGAGGGCUAAGGCACAGAACUCCUCAACGGAGACUUCUUUUAUAUUAGACACAGCCUCAAAUCUGAAAACAGCUCCUUCCGCAAGUGAAGCACGAGCUGACGACCGCCAAUUCGGAGUGGCGCCUUCAACGCGCGAGCUCUCCAGCCAUCAUUCCAAUAUCGUAAAGACCGCCAUUCUACCUUCACCAGCCGCACACGCUUUGAUGUACGAUCACUCUACGUACCGAACAGUUGCCGGCCUCAUCGAAGACUUCCUCUCCCGCUAUGUUUCUCCACAACUGAGUCUUGGCUGGCAGUUGCAACAAUUGACAACAGCAGGCAAAUGGGACGUCAAGAACCUGGAAAAAUGGAAAAGAGUCACUCCCGUCUCGGACCUCAUCGGCACCGACGGCAUUUUCCGCGCCUUGAAAACCCUGCGCGAACAGGAUGAAGAGCACUCGCCGGGCGAAUUUCUCAAGAAGUGGCGUGAUCGAAUCUUCGCCAUCGUUGACAUCUCUCACGAUAGCCCGGUCUACGACACCAAAGCCCUGGAGCGUGGCGGAGUGCAGUACCACAAGUUCCCCACCGUCUCCAAGGUCCCGCCCACGCCAGUCGAGGUGCAGGAUUUUAUUUCCCUCGUGGACCGUCUGAGGAGUGAAGAAGGACAUGAAGGUAAAGCCAUCGGCGUACACUGCCACUACGGCUACAACCGGACGGGAUUCUUCAUUGCUAGCUAUCUCAUCGAGAAGAUGGGAUAUCGUCCCCAGGACGCCGUGGACGAGUUUGCAAGGGCGAAGCCGCCCGGCAUUAGGCAUGAUCAUUUCAUAGAUGCUCUGUUUAUGCGCUAUCAUGUCGGCUUGAAGAAGGCUCCGACCAUGAAUGGCACUCCCUAG
Exophiala aquamarina CBS 119918 is the source of this 1887-nucleotide messenger RNA. RefSeq lists its product as uncharacterized. The transcript has a single exon. The coding region runs from base 1 to 1887 and encodes 628 amino acids. The record is from RefSeq and is a predicted model, not a curated record. Gene Ontology annotation, biological process: dephosphorylation; 7-methylguanosine mRNA capping. Gene Ontology annotation, molecular function: mRNA guanylyltransferase activity; protein tyrosine/serine/threonine phosphatase activity. NCBI's taxonomy places the organism in Eukaryota, Fungi, Ascomycota, Eurotiomycetes, Chaetothyriales, Herpotrichiellaceae.